GGGCUAUUCCCACCAAGCUCUUCCCAUAAAAGGACAAGAGCCUCACCUGGACUGCACUAGAGACUCUGCAGAGAGAAAGACAGAAACUCAUCUCCAUUCAGUGGGCAACUCUGAGUGUCUGGCCAAGUAUGGAAGGGAAGAUGACCAUGACCCAGUUCAGAAUCCUGCUGUUUAUCAUUUUGGCCACCAGAGGGUGCACUCCAGUUAAAGAGAACCUGGACACCAACACCCACGCCAAUCCUGUGUUUUCCCCUCUGUUCAGAAGCUGCAAGGAAAUCAAGCAGAAGGUCACUGGGGCACGAGAUGGUCUCUAUCUCCUCCGCACGGAGAAUGGUGCCAUCUACCAGACCUUCUGUGACAUGACCACUGCAGGUGGAGGAUGGACCCUGGUGGCCAGUGUGCACGAGAACAACUUGCAUGGGAAGUGCACGGUGGGCGAUCGCUGGUCCAGUCAGCAAGGCAACCGAGCAGACUACCCAGAGGGGGACGGCAACUGGGCCAAUUACAAUACCUUUGGGACUGCAGAGGGGGCCACAAGUGAUGACUACAAGAACCCUGGCUACUUCGACAUCCAGGCUGAGAACCUGGGGAUCUGGCAUGUGCCCAACAAUAUCCCCCUGAAACAUUGGAGGAACAGAUCCCUGUUGCGGUACCGCACUUUUAGUGGUUUCUUGCAGCGCAUGGGCCAUAAUCUGUUUGGCCUGUACCAGAAGUACCCAGUGAAAUAUGGAGGAGGGAAGUGUUGGACUGACAAUGGACCAGCAUUACCUGUGACCUACGACUUUGGUGAUGCACAGAAGACAGCCUCAUAUUACUCCCCCGACAGCCAAAGGGAAAUCACUGCAGGAUACAUCCAAUUCAGAGUAUUUAAUAAUGAGAGAGCAGCCAAUGCCUUGUGUGCCGGGAUAAAGGUCACUGGAUGUAACACUGAACAUCACUGCAUUGGUGGAGGAGGAUUCUUCCCAGAAAGGAACCCCAUUCAGUGUGGCGACUUCUCUUCAUUUGAUUGGAGUGGAUACGGAACUCACACAGGGAGCAGCAGUAGCCGGGAGAUAACUGAAGCAGCUGUGCUUCUGUUCUACCGUUGAGAACUUUGUGGUGUGGGACCCAGAAUCCUUCCCUGUGGACUCACAUGCUUGGAGAAAAACCUAUCUAGUUACUAGAAUGCUAAUGACACAGGAAAGGAGAAUAAAUCAUGUUCAUUGCAA
Molecule: messenger RNA, 1208 nt
Organism: Myodes glareolus (Bank vole)
Lineage: Eukaryota; Metazoa; Chordata; Mammalia; Rodentia; Cricetidae
Source: RefSeq, a predicted model, not a curated record